AGUUCUGGUCAGUAGCCGACCGGUGGCAGUUUGAAGCCAACAUCGAGAGGUGAACGGCGCCCCCCUCAGCUGAUUGUUCGUGCAUAGUCUGGUCUUCCUAUAAUCAACAUGUUUUCAAUUAUCCUGGUAGUUUUUCUUGGUGUCACCCAACAAGUUGUGGGGCAACAUGAUACCCACUUCAAGCCCAAUCGAAGUGUUAUCGUUCAUUUGUUCGAGUGGAAGUUUAAUGAUGUGGCAAAUGAAUGCGAGAAGUUUCUAGGACCUAGAGGAUAUGGCGGAGUGCAGCUCUCUCCAGUAAACGAAAACAUAAUCAUAUCAAAAGAAAACAUAUCACGACCUUGGUGGGAGCGAUAUCAGCCCAUGUCAUAUAAAAUCCUUACAAGAUCUGGCGGAGAGGAUGAAUUUCUGGACAUGACGAAAAGAUGCAAUAAAGCCGGAGUACGUAUCUACGUCGACGUUGUGUUUAAUCAUAUGGCAGUGCCUAACUCCGAGAUGAACGGAACAGCCGGGUCAAUCGCAAAUGGCUCUCAGUUCUAUUAUCCGGCGGUACCAUUUACAAAGGACAAUUUUCACAAAUCCUGUGUCAUUGACAAGUACACGGACGCCCAUGUUAUUCGUAAUUGUAUGUUAGGCGAACUUCCAGAUAUCGAUCAUUCACAAAGCGACGUUCAAGCUAAAAUCGUCUCAUUCCUCAAUCGAUUGGUGGAAUUAGGGGCGGCAGGAUUUAGAGUGGAUGCAGCGAAGCAUAUGUGGCCUCUUGAUUUGCAAAAAAUUUAUGAUAAAGUGAAAAAUCUGAACACGGAAUUCGACUUUCCUCAAAAUGCUCGACCGUUCAUCUACCAGGAAGUCAUCGAUCUCGGCGGAGAGCCAAUUUCCAAGACCGAAUACAAUCACAUGGGAGCCGUCACAGAAUUCCUUGCUGGCGUUCGAAUCGGAACUGUAUUCAACGGAAAUGCACCAUUGACCGCGCUAAUUAACUGGGGACCAGCCAUGGGACUUUUGCCGCAUCGAGAUGCUCUCAUUUUCGUUGAUAACCAUGACAACCAACGCGGUCACGGUGCGGGCGGCGCUAUGAUCCUGACGCAUAAAAAACCUAAAACUUAUAGAAUGGCUACCGCAUUCCUGCUUGCUCAUCCUUUCGGUAUUCCACGAAUAAUGAGUUCGUAUUCGUUCAAUAGUACAGAUCAAGGUCCUCCUUGCGAUGAAAAUGGUGAGAUUUUAUCGCCACUCAUGAAGGACGAUGACGGAGAAUGUGAUGGCGACUGGGUUUGCGAGCAUCGAUGGAAUGCGUUCGCAAAUUUAGUCGAAUUUCGACGCGUUUCUGGGAAUGCCACUUUAACAAAUUGGCAGGAUAACGGAGCAAAUCAAAUUGCCUUUUGUCGUAGCGAUAAAGCCUUCAUAGCAUUCAAUGCGGAUUCCAAGCUUGAUUAUGAUGUAAGUCCUUUUGCUUGUGUCGAAGCGGGUGACUAUUGUGAUAUCAUUAGUGGCAAGAUUCUGGACAAUCGUAGUGGGUGUACAGGAAAAGUUGUAAAGAUAAGUACUAAUAAAACUGCGAAAAUAGUUAUACCUGCUAAUGAUGAAUACGGAGUUGUUGCAAUACACGCUGAGUCAAAAAUUGGAAAAAAAUAACUUUGAAAAUAAAAUUUGAAUGAAAAA
Molecule: messenger RNA, 1656 nt
Organism: Hermetia illucens (black soldier fly)
Lineage: Eukaryota; Metazoa; Arthropoda; Insecta; Diptera; Stratiomyidae
Product: alpha-amylase 1-like
Exons: 4
Coding region: 109-1629 (506 amino acids)
Biological process (GO): carbohydrate metabolic process
Molecular function (GO): alpha-amylase activity; cation binding
Source: RefSeq, a predicted model, not a curated record